AUGGCAGACGAUAACACCUCCAAACCAAACCACCUGGAGCCGUCCGAAUUAGGGACCAAGGAAUACUGGGACAACCUCUACAAGCGCGAGCUCGUCAACAACGCCUCCGACCCCGCCGACCGCGGCACGGUCUGGUUCGACGACUCGGACGCCGAGGCGAAGCUGCUCCAGUUCCUCGAGGGCCUGGCGGAGGGAGAAGAAACAUCAACAGAAGGACCAGCGGUCGCACUGGACCGGCAUUCGACGUCCUUCCUGGACCUGGGCUGCGGCAACGGCUCGCUGCUGUUCGCCCUGCGGGAGGAGGGCUGGCGCGGCCGCUGCCUGGGCGUGGACUACAGCGGCGAGAGCGUGGCGCUGGCGCGGCAGAUCGCCGGGUCGGGCGCCGUGGCGGGCGACGACGAGGUCGAGUUCGCCGAGUGGGACGUGCUGCGGGGCGACUACGGCGUCGUGCUUAGCCAGGCGCAGGGGGGAGGGUGGGACAUCGUGCACGACAAGGGCACGUUCGAUGCCGUCUCGCUGAGCGACGAGGCCGACGCUCGCGGGCGCCGCGUAAGUGAGGGCUACAAGGCACGCGUGGUGCGCCUCGUGCGGCCGGGUGGGCUGUUCCUCGUCACCAGCUGCAACUGGACCGAGGCCGAGCUCCAGGGCUGGUUCGGCGAGGGCAGCGCGGACGUCGAGGGCGGCGGCUCCUUUGUGCGGGUUGGCAGGGUCGAGUACCCGAGCUUCAGCUUCGGUGGGGUUAAGGGGCAGACCAUCAGCACGCUGUGCUUUCAGAAGAGGUGA
Molecule: messenger RNA, 783 nt
Organism: Diaporthe citri
Lineage: Eukaryota; Fungi; Ascomycota; Sordariomycetes; Diaporthales; Diaporthaceae
Exons: 2
Coding region: 1-783 (260 amino acids)
Biological process (GO): peptidyl-lysine monomethylation; peptidyl-lysine dimethylation
Cellular component (GO): cytoplasm
Molecular function (GO): protein-lysine N-methyltransferase activity
Source: RefSeq, a predicted model, not a curated record